Molecule: messenger RNA, 4512 nt
Organism: Chroicocephalus ridibundus (black-headed gull)
Lineage: Eukaryota; Metazoa; Chordata; Aves; Charadriiformes; Laridae
Gene: CACNG5
Product: calcium voltage-gated channel auxiliary subunit gamma 5
Exons: 9
Coding region: 1007-1846 (279 amino acids)
Biological process (GO): postsynaptic neurotransmitter receptor diffusion trapping; neurotransmitter receptor internalization; neurotransmitter receptor transport, postsynaptic endosome to lysosome
Cellular component (GO): AMPA glutamate receptor complex; postsynaptic density membrane
Molecular function (GO): channel regulator activity; voltage-gated calcium channel activity
Source: RefSeq, a predicted model, not a curated record
GGGGUAUGGAGGGAGGGGGAGGUGGGCUGUCCCCGCCGGCGCCAUGUGAUGCCCUCUCCUCUCCGGGCCCUCCCCGGCGCGGAGCGGAGCAUCCCCGGGGCCGACGGCCGCGUCCCGCCGCCGGAGCCGCGCCCGCGGGGCCCCUUUUAGGGCUGGGUCUUCCAGGCACGAAGCAGCAGGAGGUUCCUUGGUGGCGUCCGGAGAGCGGGUCUGACCUGCAGCACUGCUGUCCCCACUGCAUCCCCACCGUGUCCCUCGCGCCCCCUGAACCUCCGUGGGGGAGAGGAGAACGAGGAGGCCUCGCCGGAGCUGGUUAAAACAACAUAUCUUAUGGAAAAGGUACCUGAGAUCUUCAGUCACCCUGUGACCUGCCUUGCUGCUGGAAGGACAUGGAGACCUUGAAAAGCUGUCGUUGGGCAGGGAAUUUAAUACACAAGGCCAUUGCAGGACUUUGUCCCAUCUUAAAUGACGUGUGGAAGUGAACAAGAACCAACUGCUAAAGAUGUAAUAUUCCCCUAGACCAUCCCAGCCUUGGUCCCGGUGGGAGGUGGGGGCUCCUCCAGCCACGGCGUACGCAGCGGGGUACGUUGCCUUCGCUUGUCCUCGAUGCUGGGUUUGCCCGGGCUCCCUCUGCGCCAGCCAAGGGUAGGAGCUGCUGGCGCGCGGAUGCAGACCCGUGCCUGCCAUCCGCCUGUCCCUGUGUCCCAGCCCCGUGCAUCCCUCGUGUGACUCAGUCGGAGGCAGAGAGCCAAGGCUGUGCCCUCUCCUGCGGUCCAGGAGCUCUCCCGUGCCCGCUGCCGAAGCCGCCCCAUUCCCAGCUCCUCCCAGAGCCGCCCAGCAGCUGGAGCAUCCAUCAGGGACCCUCCUCGCUGGGACGCUUGCCUCGCAGUCGGUCUGCCAGAACCUGGGCUUCCCACCUUCACAGCCGACGUCGCAGGUGUUCCACUUGCCAGAGCGUCGCUCCAGCUGGGGUUAAAAGAGCCGUCCCCGCCGCCUCGGCCCCCCCAUGCUUUUGGGAAUGAGUGCCUGUGGCAGGAAGGCGCUGACCCUGCUCAGCAGCGUGUUCGCCGUCUGCGGCCUCGGCCUCCUGGGCAUCUCCGUCAGCACUGACUACUGGCUCUACCUGGAGGAGGGCAUCGUCCAGCCCCAGAACCAGUCGGCCGAAAUCAAACUGUCGCUGCACUCGGGGCUCUGGAGGGUCUGCUUCCUGGCAGGGGAAGAGCGCGGCCGGUGCUUCACUAUCGAGUACGUCAUGCCCAUGAACAUCCAGCUGACAUCUGAAUCCACAGUCAACGUCCUGAAGAUGAUCCGCUCUGCCACCCCCUUCCCUCUGGUCAGCCUCUUCUUCAUGUUCAUCGGCUUCAUCCUGAGCAACAUCGGCCACAUUCGGCCUCACAGGACCAUCCUCGCCUUCGUCUCGGGGAUAUUCUUCAUCCUGUCGGGUCUGUCCCUGGUGGUGGGGCUGGUCCUCUACAUAUCCAGCAUUAACGACGAGAUGCUGAACCGGACCAAAGACUCGGAAACGUUCUUCAAUUACAAAUAUGGGUGGUCAUUUGCCUUCUCUGCCAUCUCGUUCCUUCUCACAGAGAGCGCCGGGGUGAUGUCCGUUUACCUGUUCAUGAAGCGAUACACGGCCGAGGACAUCUACCGACCUCACCCCGGCUUCUACCGUCCCCGGCUGAGCAACUGCUCCGACUACUCGGGGCAGUUCUUGCACCCGGACGCGUGGGCGCGGGGACGCAGCCCUUCGGAUAUCUCCAGCGAGGCGUCGCUGCAGAUGAACAGUAACUACCCGGCUCUGCUCAAGUGCCCCGACUACGACCAGAUGUCCUCGUCCCCGUGCUGAGCCCCGCCACCCCCCGCGCCCGCUCCCGCCCGAGCACCAACGGUCGCCACGUCCUGACUCCCUUUGUCAUUUAUUUUUUAGGCCGCUCUUUUGGGGCAAAUGUCUAUUUAUAGGAGCGUAAAUAUAACCCGGGAGAUUGGUUACAUAACCAACAAUGUAACCUAGAGAAUUGGGAUAUUUCCCUUUCUUUGGUUUGUUUUUUUUUUUUAUUCUUCCCUGCAUAACUAAAAAUCUCUCCAAAGUCCUCUCCUUUCAGCUCAUCCCGCUGAGCAAACAGCAGUUCUGGCUGGGGGAUAAAUCCAGGGCUGGACUCGAGAGCAGAAAAAAGAAAAUAGAGUAGAACUCAGAGAAAAACCUGUGUUUUUCGGUUUAGGUAGACUGCAAAAGUUUGUGCAUUUGGCUGUAUCAUUUAAUUAUACAUUUACCGGCCUAAGUGUCAGCAGGCGUAAAAGAUUUGUGUAAAUUUGCAAGAAAUAGCCAUCAUUAGGAAAAUAUAAAUUUUGUCUUGACUCAGCAUUUACUGAUUGAUCUCUCCUGUUGCUGGAUACCACUUUUAAGCAGGCUGUAAUGGGAAAUAGCCAUCUUUCUUGACUAUACCUCAGCAGGCUUGGGCACAAGCAGGUUGUUGUUUCUCUGUGGCCACUUGCAAACUGUUGCUUAAAUAUCCGUGUUGUUUGGCUGGAGGCUCUGCGGCCCUGGGGUGUCCGGGCUCUUGGGUGGCUCAGGCACCCACUUUCCCUCCGACGUCCCAUAGGCCGGGGGUCUGAAGAGCGACUGGGAGUAUUUCAGCACUGAGUGGAAAACUAGCUAAAACAUUCCCGUCGGAAACAUUAGGUGCAGGAUUUAGGGGGGAAUUAUGGCCAGAAGUGCAAGUUAUUUUGGUGACAGGCGAGAUCCCAAACCGGCAUAAAGGGAUGUAGCUGAAAUCAACGGCAAUAGUCCAGCGUAGGAAAGUAGUUAGCUUAUAUUUAAUUUUGGCAAGAAUAUGGUAUUUUAGCUGCUUUUUUUUUGUGUCUGUAUAGACCUUAUUUUGAGGUUUUAAGUUUUAAAAUUUCAUAUGACGCUUUGGCAUUCCGGUCUUAGACAGCUGCCAGGGGGAGAGCAUCGCUCCGAUUGGAAACGAAGGGCAGGGAAGGAAAAGGCUGGCUCCCGCCUGCGCAAGCCGCGAGCUGUCACCUCACAGGAGAAAGAGCUUUCUCCAAACUUUAUUUCCGUCCUUGUUAUUUUAAACCUUUCUGAACAUUUCCUUUCUGCGGAACAAAACCCUCCAGGGAUUCUUGGUAUAUUUGAGCUUGUUUUGUCUUACUGUAAUUAAAACAAAUAGAAUACACGUACUUUUAACCUCAUUUGUAGCAUACCGUGUAAUGAAUGUUGCACCUUUUUGUUAUUAUUUGUUAUUUAAUAUUUAAUCCUUAUUAUUUACUAUUUAUUAUUUAUAAACUACUCCAAAGUAGGGUCCAAGUCCUGGCGCAGCACCAGGCUUUGCGUGGACUCUGGCGCCCGCCCCGUGGGACGUCGCUGCAGGUGCGUAUCCAGCCCGCUCUUGGACAGGAUCGUUUCCUCUCCAGUUCCUUCAGACAAGCAAGUAACGUAUAUCUGGUGUAUAUCUAGUGUCACUGACUCCUAUUUACUGAGUUUUAUAACCACGGCAUCUUUUUGUAGACACCACUGUAUUUACCCUUAGAUUUUGUAUUGCCCUCAAGCAUCUGCCCUCUCCUUCUGAAACCCAGUUUGUAAGUGCUACGUGACAGGGUCAGUGCUGGGAAGGUUCAAGCAUUAAAGCACACCCAGCCCCACCAUCCAGUGACAAAACUUGCUGGUCCUCAUCCAGGACCAGAUAAACCAUCAGUUUUCCACUGGGAUCCACAGGCUCCAAGAACGCGCGGGAGUUCACAAGCGAUGAUCUUACAUUCGCCAGAGCCCGAUCGAGUUUGCUGGGCUUGGCGUUAGGGCUUUCUGGUGGCUCAAAACCAGUUGCCUUUGCAUCUUCCCCUUGAGGGAUCCUUUAUAUUCUGAGUCUUUCCUGGGAGGGAGACCUUCGGGCUCACCAAAAUCGCUGAUGCUCGGAGGAGCGAGGGCUGUCCCACACGGGUGUGUUGUUUAGUGUGGUUAACCCUGUACAGCAUCAUGAGACGUCCCUGUCCCCGAGCGGAAUUUUCCUUUGUACUGAUUGAAUACAGAAUUAUUCAGUUUAUAAAUUAAAAUGUCUGCCUAUGUAAGCAGAAGACGUGAAAAAAAACUUCGCGCCUCCCUUAAGGCCCCAGCAGGUUUAGCAGAGUCUAGGGGCGAAUUAGAAAAGUAAUUAUUUUAAUUCAUUGGAGAGAUUGUCAUCUUGUGGCUGCAUUUGUGAGCCUGGGAGUUCGCAUGUUCACCCAGUGAGCAUAAGCCCUUUGUAAGUGCGGGACUGCCAAAAGAAAUCUGUCAAAAGACGUGCUUGCUGUUGGUUCAGUAAACGCUGGUUUGGGGCAGGAAAACGCGGUGCUUGGUGAAGCACGGGCAACGGUGGUUGUGCCACCGGGUGGUGUUGCUGCCCCUCUAACAGCGCCCGGUGUGGCAGCAGCUCUCGGCAUGGAUGGCUACAGCCUCGAGGUGCAAGUAUCACACCUUCACUGGCUGGGAGAAACUUCUCCAGAGCCUCUGCGGCACGGAGACAUGAGCGUGGUGGG